AUGCUCAGCUCCCGGGUGAUGACUGCGGCCGACAGAGCCAUCCAUCGCUUCCUGCGGACCGGGGAGGCGGUCAGAUACAAAGUCAUGAAGAACUGGGGAGUUAUCGGUGGUAUUGCUGCAGCAGUUGCCGCAGGAAUAUAUGUUAUUUGGGGUCCCAUUACAGAAAGAAAGAAGCGUAGAAAAGGGCUUGUUCCUGGCCUUGUCAACUUGGGGAACACCUGCUUCAUGAACUCCCUGCUUCAAGGCCUGUCUGCGUGCCCCACUUUCAUCAAGUGGCUGGAAGAGUUUACAAGCCAGUACACUGGUGAUCAGAAGGAGCCCCCCACACACCAGUAUCUGUCCUUAACGCUGCUACAUCUCCUGAAAGCUUUGUCCUGCCAGGAAGUUACUGAGGACGAGGUCUUGGAUGCAAGCUGCUUGUUGAACGUCUUGAGAAAGUACAGAUGGCAGAUCUCUACGUUCGAAGAGCAGGAUGCUCACGAACUCUUCCACGUCAUCACCUCAUCGUUGGAAGAUGAGCGAGACCGGCAGCCCCGGGUCACACACCUGUUCGAUGUGCACUCUUUGGAGCAGCAGUCAGAAGUUACCCCUAAACAGAUAACCUGCCGCACAAGAGGGUUCCCUCACCCCAUGUCCAGUCACUGGAAGGCUCAGCACCCUUUCCAUGGAAGACUUACCAGUAAUAUGGUCUGCAAACACUGUGAACACCAGAGUCCGGUUCGAUUUGAUACCUUUGAUAGUCUUUCACUGAGCAUCCCAGCUGCCACUUGGGGUCACCCGCUGACCCUGGACCACUGCCUGCACCACUUCAUCUCAUCAGAGUCCGUGCGGGACGUCGUAUGUGACAACUGUACGGAGAUAGAAGCAAAAGGGACAAUGAAUGGGGAAAAGGUGCAACACCAGAGGACCACUUUUGUCAAGCAGUUGAAGCUCGGGAAGCUCCCUCAGUGCCUGUGCAUCCACCUGCAGCGCCUGAGCUGGUCCAGCCACGGCACUCCCCUCAAGCGGCAUGAGCAUGUGCAGUUCAACGAGUUCCUCAUGAUGGACAUCUACAAGUACCACCUCCUAGGUUCCCAGUCCGGCCAGCACAAGUCGAAACCCAGCACUAGCUCCGGGCCGGCUCUGGAGCAUCAGGACGGUCUAGCUGCCCCCAAGGCAGUUCUGAAUCAGCCAGGGGUCCCCAAAAGACAAAUGUUUAUGAAUGGUGCCUGCUCCCCAUCUUUACUGCCAGCACUGCCAACUCCGAUGAUGUUCCCUCUCCCAAGUAUUCCUGACUACAGCUCCUCCACGUAUCUCUUCCGGCUGAUGGCUGUUGUUGUCCACCAUGGAGACAUGCACUCUGGACACUUUGUGACUUACCGCCGGUCCCCACCAUCAGCCAAGAACCCGCUGGCAACCAGCAACCAGUGGCUGUGGAUUUCUGACGACACGGUCCGUAAGGCCAGCCUGCAAGAGGUUCUGUCCUCCAGCGCUUACCUGCUCUUCUAUGAGCGAGUGCUGGCCAGGACGCAGCCCCAGGGACAGGAGUACACGUCAGAGGAGUGA
Messenger RNA from Chrysochloris asiatica (Cape golden mole), 1545 nucleotides. RefSeq names its product ubiquitin specific peptidase 30 (gene USP30). Gene Ontology annotation, cellular component: cytosol; nucleus. The record is from RefSeq and is a predicted model, not a curated record. Gene Ontology annotation, biological process: protein deubiquitination. Gene Ontology annotation, molecular function: cysteine-type endopeptidase activity; cysteine-type deubiquitinase activity. Bases 1 to 1545 code for a protein of 514 amino acids. NCBI's taxonomy places the organism in Eukaryota, Metazoa, Chordata, Mammalia, Afrosoricida, Chrysochloridae. The transcript is spliced from 13 exons.